This is a messenger RNA of Ruditapes philippinarum (Manila clam), 1772 nucleotides long. RefSeq names its product serine/threonine-protein kinase 3-like. The transcript has 15 exons. Gene Ontology annotation, biological process: protein phosphorylation; intracellular signal transduction; protein tetramerization. Gene Ontology annotation, molecular function: ATP binding; protein serine/threonine kinase activity. Gene Ontology annotation, cellular component: cytoplasm. NCBI's taxonomy places the organism in Eukaryota, Metazoa, Mollusca, Bivalvia, Venerida, Veneridae. The record is from RefSeq and is a predicted model, not a curated record. The coding region runs from base 147 to 1688 and encodes 513 amino acids.
AUUUGAGAUUUUUAUAAAAUACAUUUCCGGUUGUUUUGAGAAGAGAAAUGAAGAAAUAAAGAAAAAUUACCGUUUGAUUUCUUAGUGUUUCUGCUGCACUUAAGCUUCUUAUUCUGUUUAAUAAAUGAAGAACAAAAGUCAAAAUUAUGUCAAAUCAAAGUGAUUUGCCCUUGCCACGACUCAGUGAGGACCAUUUAGCAAAGUCCCCGGAGGAGGUUUUUGAUUUGCUAGGCAAACUUGGAGAAGGAUCAUAUGGCAGUGUAUAUAAGUCUCUACACAAGGAAUCUGGCCAAGUUCUGGCAAUUAAACAGGUUCCCGUGGACACAGAUCUUCAGGAGAUCAUCAAGGAGAUUUCAAUAAUGCAACAAUGUGACAGUCCUUUUAUUGUAAAAUACUACGGCAGUUACUUUAAAAAUACAGACUUAUGGAUUGUGAUGGAGUAUUGCGGGGCCGGGUCUGUUGCAGAUAUUAUGAGAUUACGAAACAAAGUUUUAAACGAGGAAGAGAUAGCUACUAUAUUAUACUACACAUUGAAAGGUCUAGAAUAUCUGCACUCUAAGAGAAAGAUUCACAGGGAUAUCAAGGCUGGAAACAUCCUUCUAAACACAGAGGGACAUGCUAAACUAGCUGAUUUUGGAGUUGCUGGCCAGCUCACAGACACAAUGGCAAAACGUAAUACUGUGAUAGGAACACCAUACUGGAUGGCCCCGGAGGUGAUACAAGAAAUAGGCUAUGAUUGUGUAGCUGAUAUCUGGAGUCUAGGUAUUACUGCGUUAGAGAUGGCUGAAGGAAAACCCCCUUAUGGUGACAUUCAUCCUAUGAGAGCAAUAUUUAUGAUACCUACAAAACCACCGCCAUCAUUUAGAAAUCCGGAUAAAUGGUCACCAGAGUUUAUAGAUUUUGUCUCCAAAUGUCUUGUCAAAAACCCAGAGCAAAGAAUUACUGCUCAAGAAUUGCUGGAGCAUGAGUUUGUACGGAAUGCCCAGCCUGUAACAGUAUUACAGAAGAUGAUUCUAGAGGCGAAGGAGAUACAAGAAGAACAGACAUUGAACACCCUGAAUGGAGAUGAAUCUGGUGAAGAUGAUCUGGAGACAGGAGGAACUAUGGUGAGAAAUGAUGAGGGAACUAUGAAAGGAUCUCAGUCAGGGACAUUACAGUCUGAGAGUGGUACAGUUAUAUGUAACAGUGAGGCAUCCACGAUGGUAGAUUCUGACCUUGGUACGAUGGUGAUAAACGAGUCAGAAGAAGAAGAUGACGGUACUAUGAAACUGUGUAAUACAGGUAAAGCUUCAAUAUCAAGUGGGAUGUCCAGUCUCUCCAGUGUGUCCAGUUUUGUCAGACAUAGUACAGCUACAGGGGGUAAGGAGAAAUAUCGUCCGUCCUAUCUCGAUCAUUUUGAGAAGAAAGAGCAGGAAUCUCAAGUACAGCGUUCACAACCUCCAGCCCCUGCCCCACAACCAGUGCCACAAAAACAAGUUACCCCACCCCAUCACUUCCAGAGGUCACUUAUAGAUGGAGACUUCGAAUUUUUACGCAACUUGGCAUAUGAAGACCUGGAGAGACGGCUCGCUGACCUUGACCCAGAAAUGGAGCGUGAGAUAGAUGAGCUGAGAGCGAGAUUUCAAGCUAAACGACAACCUAUCCUGGAGGCGAUAGACGCUAAAAAGAAACGACAACAAAACUUUUAGCAGGAUUAGAAUUGUCUCGUCAUGUGUAAAUGUUACAAUAAUGUUUUAAAGUGGCACACUUCCGAAAUUAACGAACAAAUUUUU